AUGGGAACAAAAACGAUAGAAAAGCGACGAACUAAAUAUAAGAGUAAAAAUAAGUAUAAUGAUAAAAAAAAGGAAAGGAGUGAUCGUACCAGGAAAAAUGACGAAGAGGAGAUCGAAGUCGAUGAUGAAAAAAAGGAAAAAUUAAAAGAGCCUCAAAGAGUGUCCGAAGACGUACAAAAAAUGUUUAUUUCCGCCAGCGAUCCUUAUGAUACACCUUUAAAAUGGUGGGAAAUUGAACCCGUAAAAUACGCAAUAAAUUAUCCACCGGUAAAAUUCCGACUGGAGAGGAUUAUGAGAACUCAUAUUGUGCGACUAACCGAUCGUAAGUACAUAUUGACACUGAUGGCUAAAAUCAAGGAGUACAAUGAGGAACAACAAAAAAUUCGUAUCGAGAAAAGAAAGAUAUCACCACCAUCGAUUAUAUCUCGAUUAUUGAAGAUAUCUGCUAAAAUGCUUGCCAAGAAGUUGCACGAUCCCAGACAACAAAAACUAAAACUCUACGUAUGA
Molecule: messenger RNA, 507 nt
Organism: Habropoda laboriosa
Lineage: Eukaryota; Metazoa; Arthropoda; Insecta; Hymenoptera; Apidae
Exons: 2
Coding region: 1-507 (168 amino acids)
Source: RefSeq, a predicted model, not a curated record